Aspergillus heteromorphus CBS 117.55 is the source of this 2861-nucleotide messenger RNA. RefSeq lists its product as uncharacterized. The transcript is spliced from 4 exons. Lineage: Eukaryota; Fungi; Ascomycota; Eurotiomycetes; Eurotiales; Aspergillaceae. Gene Ontology annotation, molecular function: protein binding. The record is from RefSeq and is a predicted model, not a curated record. The coding region runs from base 430 to 2688 and encodes 752 amino acids.
GCACCACCUGCACCAACUGCACCAACUGCACCAACUGCAGCCAGACCCGGCCGGCCUUCAUCGCCGCCUCUCCUCCUCGUCGCGCUGCCUCGCUCUAGUUUUCAACUCUUCUCAAGCUAACUACUCCCUGCGACACCGGCCUCCUUUUCCUUGUCGUUCUAUUGCUACCAUCUUUCUUUUUCAUUGUCACUUGCCAUCAAUCAACUGUCCCCUCCCAUCAUCCUCUCAUCCUCGCAUCCUCGCAUCCUCGAUCUCGCCCUCACCCUCACCCUCACCCUCACCCUCACCUUCACCCGCCGCCUCUGCCGCCGCCACCUCCUCCGUUCCCUCCGUCCUCCUCUGCGUUGUCCGUCGUUUUCGCAGCAUCGGGGACCCUCACUCUAGCUGUACUUCCCGAUCAUGUCACCUUGAUGUGGACUCCUCUUCAUCAUGACUACGGAUUCGCUUUCGUAUCAUCCGACUGAGUCCCUAAUCCUCCCCACAAAGCGCCGCUUCUUCCCACUCAAAAUCCCCAAUUUCCACCAGCAACUUCGCAACUACAUCAGCACCGCCGACCCAGACAGAAUCUACGUCGUCGUCGAGAAACUCGUAUAUGCCAUCCACAUCUCGUCGCAGAAGCGAGAGACUAUUGCCGAAAUUCCCUUUGAGCCCAAAUGCCUAGCUGCUGCCCACGGCUGGAUUGGCGUCGGGGGCUCCGAUAAUGGCGAAUGCGCCUUUAUCAGACUCUCCGAUCGGAGCGCGCGCGCCCGGCCCGACACCCCGGCCUUCCAGCCGUCCGACGUCGAUAGCGCUUUGCCAAUUGACCUCGAACCUCCCACAAGACUUUCGCCUCCCUGGCUGCCCGGCGAUGAGCCUGGAACCGCUCGCUCUGCCGGUAGGAGGCAGAUUCCAGAACUGCAGCUGCACAAAUUCGGGGGCAGUAUUGUCAACUCAGUGACCAUCCACCGUCUGCCGGGAGACGGGAAGGACUUGGUGGAUGAAGAUAUAGCCAUUCUGAGUAACAAUGACAAAACCGUUACCAUCUUUUCUCUGGCCAGGUCGAAAGUCCUGAAAGUGCUUCAUCAUCCAUCAUGCAUGAAUUAUGCAAUCAUGUCUCCGGACUCGACGGUGCUCGCCGCAGUGGGCGACGAAACCCGGGCAUAUUUCUAUGAUGUCUCCCGCAACCUCGAUCAGGUGGCUCUGACGGAAAAUGGCGACAGGCUCUGUGGGUGGAACUGGUGUCUCCUUCGCUGCAUAGAGAUGGAUAUAGGCACACGUUUCGAUGAUGGAUGCUGUUUCACCGUCGCGUUUUCUCAGUUUAGUCGAUUAUGUGCUAUUGGAUCGCAGUCCGGAGUGAUCACCGUCUUUGAUUUGAUAACAAUCCGAGACAUCAUUCGCGAGCCUCUCGGCAAGAAUACGAUCAUGUGUCGUUUUAACUCGUCCAGGCCUUGCUGUAAUGGCGGCGCUGUGCGCUGCAUGGCAUUCGCACCCGAGCCAUGGGACCUCCUGGUAUGGCUCGAGGACAAAGGGCGCGCUGGUAUUGCUGAUGUUCGUCAGCGGUUCGUCCGGAGACAAAUCCUCCAGUUGGAUAUGAACGAGCCCGGAAUAGAGGAAGUCCGUACCGAGUUAUCGAUGGAUGACCUGGUAUUUGAACUCAAUGGUCGGAUUUCUCCAGACCUGCGCCAUGAACUUGACGCGAACCAGCGCGUUGCUGUUGAUUCGUUUGAGGGGCCGCCUUAUAACCAAGGCGCACUGGGUUCCGACGACACAUCGUCGCCCAGCGAAAGCCUGGUCCAGGAGCUCUCUGAAAGGGAGAGGUUAAUAGUCGAAUUCUUGAACACCGCGCGCUAUACGUCGAGAACGACCGAUGGUUCAACAGAACGACGAGUUAGGGCGAGCGCUCACCCGCACCCUGCUGUUCGCCCGCGGCUUCAUGGUUCCACAGAUGGAGUCAAUCGAAAUUCUCGUCCUACCUCGCCCCUACGUCAUGGCGAUGCAGUUCCUCCAAUCCCCAGCUGGUUUCGGGGACCAAGAGAUGCUAGCGAUCGCAGGCAACAGGCGAGACAUCAAGGCGCUGCUGUCCUGACUCCGAGCCAUAACGAGACGAACAGUCAGGCUGCUCAAGAAACGGGCCCGAUAAGCAUGGACCCGCAGCCUAGCAUUACACUCAGUUGGACUGCUUCGCCGUCGGAGAUGCACCCGGAGAACCCCCUGCACGCCGUAGAUUCAAGUUCGAGUGACCCCAGUAGUUCUGGAAACGAAACCGGACCCGUCAGUCGGUCACAUGGAACGAUAGGUCGACCCUCCGCUAACUUCGAUUAUUCCAACACGACCGCGGAGUUGUUGCCCCGGCCCAGGAACCACCAGCGAUCUCGCUCUGGCCACCGACGACUGGAGAGACAGGAAAGCAGUACGCCCGACGCUCUUCCCGACCCACCGCGGCUUUCGAACACUGAACUGAGGGCCAGCGUGGCUGCCGAGCGCCUUCGACGGCAGCGACAAAGUAUGAAUGAACCACCCAGUCGGCAUGACCAACGCGAGCAAAGGUAUCGGCAGCAACCAUGGGGGUUCGAGCAAACCCGAUCUCCUCGAUGGAUUCGGAGUGUAUUGAACGAACUUCCCGACCGCAGCAUGGGGAUUGGACACCGAGACCAAGACCCAGGUAGUACAGCUGGGAUUGGCUGGGGUGCGGAUGGAAGAACACUGUAGGUGCCAUGUCUCGGACCAACGGUAUCACCGGCUGAACUGACGUGACCUUUUUUUCAGGUAUAUCGCAACUGUGGACGGCAUCUUUGAAUACCAGGUCAAUGUAACGGACCGGAAGACCUUCCCUGUCAUCACUUACCGUUAACAUAAUUCGCCGCGCUUAUCCGGAGUACAUC